AUGGGUCGAACUAACUUUUCCGAUGAGGAAAGAGACGCUGGCUACUGUUGGCUCUUCAUUGAGAGUCUUCAAGGUCCAGCCCUUGGAUGGUUCACUGGAUUGGGACAAGAUUCCAUCAACGACUUUCACGACCUGACGUCCGCGUUCCUCAAGCAGUAUGUUUACGAGACAAGAAGCGACCUUAUCCAACCUUUGGAACCUAUCUCAGGGAGCGAACCAAAGCCUCCGCGACUUCAUGGAGAAGUUCAAAACUGUCGCUUCGAAGUCCCUGUUCGCGAGGAUCUCUAUAGAAACCCCACAAACUCACUUCAAGAUGCUAUCACGAGGUCGAACAACUUCAUCCGGAUGGAAGAGGACACAUCAGCGAUACUCAAGAAAAUGAAUGCGGCCGCUAAACAGACGACUGCUCCAAAAGCUCUUGAGGCACGCCAAGAACCCCGACAACACGCCACAUGCAACAAGCCCAAUCAGCAGAAAAGCUUUGUCUACAUUGUCGAAGAUAAAAACCCACCCCCGGGGUCGACUGUCGUCGUAUGCGAGAAGGGUUGGAACAUCUGGGAGAACGACGAGAAGCCGCAAACCUCUUCGGCACCUUCAACUUUGACUCCUGGCCCGACCGAGCCAAACCUAUGGUGCAGCUUUCAUAAGUCCAAGGCGCAUGAUACGAGGAACUGCAGGCAGCUGGUCGAUGUGCUUUUCUCAUCUUAUGAAAACAGAACAGCCAACGUCGGGCUUCCCAAGCCUAGGCAGAACAACACCAAGAGCUGGAGAAAAAACAAAGAAAAGAAAGCUCAUAAAAAUCAAGACAAGGCCGGAGCCCGACCCAAACGCGCAGAAGAUGACAAACCAGAGGAGCAGGACGAAGACGAGGGCGAAGCGCAAAUUGAAGAAGAGCAACCUCGUAACUAUUGA
This is a messenger RNA of Brassica napus (rape), 912 nucleotides long. RefSeq lists its product as uncharacterized. The transcript is spliced from 2 exons. The coding region runs from base 1 to 912 and encodes 303 amino acids. Lineage: Eukaryota; Viridiplantae; Streptophyta; Magnoliopsida; Brassicales; Brassicaceae. The record is from RefSeq and is a predicted model, not a curated record.